GUCAACUUGAAGGGAUACAAAGAUUCGACUGUUGACCUGAGUGAGGAAGAGGUACAGAAUGCUGAUGACCUGAAUGAGGAAGCGGUACAGACUCGGUAUGCAGCGUUAAUCUAUGGUCUGCGUCGAGCGGAAUCUCUUGUCUUCAAAUUUGGUACCACCACGGCAUUCUGGAGUGCUUGUCAGCUGUUGAGAGGUCGACCUUCACCUUUUGGAAGAUUGACGUACUUGGCUUUGCGUCAUAAGGAAGAAGACAUGGCCGUGAUAACUGAUGAUCAUGAGGUUGUGAUUUCUUACUUCUUCGGCAUCUUUGGUCGCAGAGUGGACUGUGGCCAUCGAGUUACAGAGAUUACCAGGGUAUAUCCCCGAACCAUCAUCCCCAGCAAUUGAACAUUUUGCAAGCUGAAAGUCUGAUUGGCCCUGUGAGCUCUGAGAAAACAGAGGAUGAAGAAUUUGUUUUCCCUGUACUUGAACUGAUUGGGGAACUUGGGGGGAUAUGUUGUUAAUGCUAGACUUUGUUGUUUCAUGGUCCACUUUUCCGAUUUGUGAUGGUCUUACAGCUACAACAUUGAACCUUGGUGGUCUCUCCUUUUGUGUAGUUUUACAGUGAGCUUGAGCUACAGUGGUAAAUGAAUGAACUU
Messenger RNA from Linum tenue, 638 nucleotides. The record is from the annotation of a GenBank genome assembly. Lineage: Eukaryota; Viridiplantae; Streptophyta; Magnoliopsida; Malpighiales; Linaceae.